AAACCAAAUGUGGAACUGAAAAGCACUCAAGAGCAGUCUGUGCCCACAGAAGGUUCGGUGCUUUUGCAUGACUACGAUUUAACCAAACCUCAUGAAACAGAAAAUGUGGAUGGUACAGAAGGCCCAGCCAAUCAAGAUGAAGACAUAGGAGCAAGUGCGGAGGCAAGACACCUCAAAGCAGAGAUGGGAAGUGAAAGAGCUCUCGUUCUGGACAGAUUAGCAAGCAAUGUGGCAAAGCGAAAAAGCUCAAUGCCUCAGAAAUUCAUUGGUGAGAAGCGCCCCUGCUUUGACGUCAGCUAUAAUCCCAGCUAUAUGUAUGAGAAAGAGAGUGAGAUGAUUCAGACCCGAAUGAUGGACCAGGCCAUCAAUAACGCCAUCAGCUACCUUGGUGCCGAAGCCCUGCGCCCCUUGGUCCAGACACCGCCUGCUCCCACCUCAGAGAUGGUCCCAGUUAUCAGCAGCAUGUAUCCCAUAGCCCUCACCCGUGCCGAGAUGCCGAAUGGGGCCCCCCAGGACCUGGAAAAGAAGAACGUCCAGCUGCCAGAGAAGAGCCUGCCUUCUGAAAGAGGCCUCUCCCCCAACAACAGUGGCCACGACUCCACGGACACUGACAGCAACCACGAGGAACGCCAGAAUCACAUCUACCAGCAAAAUCACAUGGUCCCUCCUCGGGCCCGCAAUGGGAUGCCACUUCUGAAGGAGGUCCCCCGCUCUUAUGAACUCCUCAAGCCCCCACCCAUCUGCCCAAGAGACUCCAUCAAAGUGAUCAACAAAGAAGGGGAGGUGAUGGAUGUGUACCGGUGCGACCACUGUCGAGUCCUCUUCCUGGAUUACGUGAUGUUCACUAUUCACAUGGGUUGCCACGGCUUUCGUGACCCUUUUGAGUGUAACAUGUGUGGCUAUCGAAGCCACGACCGCUAUGAGUUCUCAUCUCACAUAGCCAGAGGAGAACACCGAGCCAUGCUGAAGUGA
Molecule: messenger RNA, 972 nt
Organism: Mesoplodon densirostris (Blainville's beaked whale)
Lineage: Eukaryota; Metazoa; Chordata; Mammalia; Artiodactyla; Ziphiidae
Gene: IKZF3
Product: IKAROS family zinc finger 3
Exons: 4
Coding region: 184-972 (262 amino acids)
Biological process (GO): regulation of transcription by RNA polymerase II
Cellular component (GO): nucleus
Molecular function (GO): DNA-binding transcription factor activity; RNA polymerase II transcription regulatory region sequence-specific DNA binding
Source: RefSeq, a predicted model, not a curated record